AUCCGUGACAGGGGGGCGUGACGUCACACCCCUCUGGGCAAGAUCGGCUAUUUAGGCUUGGCCGUAGUUCCAAGCUUAAGCGGUUCUUCAUGUCUGCUCUCAAGUUUGCAGUUUCUGCGCUGAACCGCGAGAAACCUCAUUCAUCUAUCACCGAUUGGGUGGACAUUCUCACCUCACCUUCAUAUAAUGAUGAGGCGUAUGAUGGAAUCCCGGAACUAUUAGAAUCAAUUGCGCUACAACCAACAGGGACUCCCGAAGCAUCCAGAGCAAUACGAAAGAAACUUAAGCAUGGAGAUGUACACCAUCAGUACCGUGCACUUGUCAUACUGAAAGCACUUGUCGACAAUGGUCCUCAGAAGUUUCAAACUACGUUUGCCGACGGCCAGCUAAUUGACGCCAUAAAGCAACUCGCAACUGAUCCAACGACGGAUCAGAAAGUUAAGAAGAAGCUCAUGGCCGUUCUUGCAGCAUGGCAUUCCCAAUUCAAAGAUGAUCCAUCAAUGUCCGUUGUUACAGGUCUCUUCAGACAAUGUCGUCCCGCAGAUCGUCGCAGCCAAGGAUACUCAAAUAGUGCAGAUCCACUCAGUCAUGGGCCAUCAUCUGACUACGAAAGGAAAAUGAAAGAGAGGGAUGAGAAAGAGCUGGCGAAACAACGAGCUAAGCAGGAAAAGCAAGAAGCGAAGCAAAGGGCGCGUAAAGCGGAGGAAGACGCAAGGAAGAAGAAGAGCCGGUCCCGCCAAGCUCCCUUCGACUUUGAAGUUGAGAAGCCGCAAAUACUGACAACCAUCGCUAACGCAAGUCAAGCGUCCAGUAACCUGGUGAAUGCCAUAAUGCUAGUGAAUGGCGAGAAAGAAAGCGUAGUUUCGAAUGAACGCGUGCAGGAGUGUCUCGGGAAGGCACGUGCCAUCCGUAAGCCUAUAGUGCGAUAUAUCCAACUCGUGGAGAACGAGGAAAUGAUCGGAGCGUUAAUUGAGACGAACGAGCGUAUUAUCACCGCCCUUCAAAUGUAUGUCAAUCUUUCAGCUCCCGGUCAGACGGCGCCGUUAGAUCCUACAGCGAAUAUACAAGCUGCAAUGGCGGCGACGCAUCUCAGCACAAAUAGUACAGGCGAACUGUCGGUUCAACAACGAGCAGCUGUAGAACAAUACAAGCAGCAGCUGCACGAUUAUGAGGAGCAAGAAAGCCGCGGGAAUUAUAUCCACGAAGAUCUUCAAGAUCCUAUCGGGAAAUUGCCCCCACCCAUGAGACCAACCGCACAUCGUAACAUUUCACCUGAUUCGGAGUGGGAUCAGGGUAGGGGAAGUCUCUCUGAUUUCAGCGACUACGAGAGCGAGGAAGAACAACCGAGAAACGUCACACACCAAACUGCGGCAUCUUCAAGCACGCGACAGUCGGAAAGAAUUGUGGAUGACGAGGACCCAUUCGCGGAUCCAUUUGCGGAUUGAUAUCGAGCUAUACCUGGAGUGAUCGCCACAGGGUAGGUAACAUAUCUUAUGUACAUGUAGUCAAUCUUUCGCCAUCUCUUGUAUUCCAGCCGGAUUCUUGUUAGAAUUAUAUGAUGAUACUAGGA
Messenger RNA from Suillus subalutaceus, 1570 nucleotides. RefSeq lists its product as uncharacterized. The transcript is spliced from 10 exons. Lineage: Eukaryota; Fungi; Basidiomycota; Agaricomycetes; Boletales; Suillaceae. Bases 90 to 1445 code for a protein of 451 amino acids. Gene Ontology annotation, biological process: endocytosis; actin filament organization; actin cortical patch localization. Gene Ontology annotation, molecular function: ubiquitin binding; phosphatidylinositol binding. Gene Ontology annotation, cellular component: actin cortical patch. The record is from RefSeq and is a predicted model, not a curated record.